UUCAUGAAGCGCGCUUCAGAUAAACUGCGCCACAAUGUGGCCGAGGUGUCGCGGCAGCGUGGCGCUGCGUGAUCGUGGGGCGCCGAUGUGGGGCCGGAGAACAGCAGGGCUCUUUGACGUCCUGCUGCUGACGGUGCUGUGCUGUGCUCAGAGCGCCAACGAGCCGGGAAACAUGUCCUUUGUCAAAGAGACUGUGGACAAACUGCUGAAAGGAUACGACAUUCGUCUGCGGCCAGAUUUUGGAGGUCCACCGGUUGCUGUUGGAAUGAGUUUGGACGUGGCCAGUAUAGACAUGGUUUCAGAAGUCAACAUGGAUUACACCUUGACGAUGUACUUCCAGCAGUACUGGCGCGAUAAGAGACUCGCAUAUGCAGGGAUCCCACUCAACCUGACACUGGACAACAGAGUGGCAGAUCAGCUUUGGGUCCCAGACACCUACUUUCUUAAUGACAAGAAGUCAUUCGUUCAUGGUGUCACUGUGAAGAACCGCAUGAUUCGACUCCACCCAGAUGGCACAGUUCUCUAUGGCCUCAGAAUCACGACAACAGCAGCCUGCAUGAUGGAUCUGAGAAGAUACCCACUAGAUGAACAGAACUGCACUCUGGAAAUUGAGAGUUAUGGAUACACAACAGACGAUAUCGAGUUCUACUUGAAAGGAGGAGAGAGAGCUGUAACCGGAGUGACCCGCAUCGAGCUCCCUCAGUUCUCCAUAGUUGACUAUAAGCUGGUGUCCAGGAACGUUGUCUUCUCCACAGGUGCCUACCCUCGAUUGUCUCUGAGCUUCAAGCUGAAGAGAAACAUUGGAUACUUCAUCCUACAAACCUACAUGCCCUCCAUCCUCAUCACCAUCCUGUCAUGGGUGUCCUUUUGGAUCAAUUAUGAUGCCUCUGCUGCCAGAGUUGCAUUAGGUAUCACCACUGUCCUGACCAUGACCACCAUCAAUACCCAUUUGAGAGAGACUCUUCCCAAGAUCCCCUACGUCAAAGCUAUAGACAUGUACCUGAUGGGUUGCUUCGUCUUUGUCUUCUUGGCUCUGUUGGAGUAUGCUUUUGUCAACUACAUAUUCUUUGGCAGAGGCCCUCAGAUGCAGAAGAAACUUUCAGAGAGGAUGCAGAGAGCAAAUAAUGACCGGAAUAAAUUUGACAGGCCCAAGGUCGACUUCCAGGGGAACAUUCUGCUGACAACCUUGGAGAUACACAAUGAGGUGGGGGGGAAUGAAGUCACAACCACAGUCAGCGAGACUCAUAACUCCGCCUCCGUGGUGUUUGACAACUCUGGGGUACAGUACAGAAAGCAAAGUAGACUACGUGAGUCCGGCCGCCUCAGGUUGGACAGGAAUGCAUAUCUAAAGAAAGCCUGCCUGCGGAGACGAUCUUCACAACUCAAAAUCAAAAUCCCAGCCCUCACCGACGUGAACACCAUCGAUAGAUGGUCACGGAUAAUAUUUCCCAGCACCUUCUCCCUCUUCAACUUAAUCUACUGGCUUUACUACGUGAAUUAAUGUGAAGAAUGCUGUAUGCUUGAAUUCUUACAAACUUUUUUAUUUCAGUGAGUGAAGAAUUCUCACUCAGCAGUAUGGAUUUGUGUGCGCACGAGCCGUUUUACCAACUUGUAUUUUAUAGACUGUCGUGAUCUGUGAGCCACUCUGACCCCUUUGAAAAUGUGGGAUGUUUUAUAGUUCAAAGUGCAUCCUGUCACUGUGACAAUGAGGCCAUCAUUACAUUAUGAAAC
Molecule: messenger RNA, 1731 nt
Organism: Thalassophryne amazonica
Lineage: Eukaryota; Metazoa; Chordata; Actinopteri; Batrachoidiformes; Batrachoididae
Gene: gabrb3
Product: gamma-aminobutyric acid type A receptor subunit beta3
Exons: 9
Coding region: 35-1501 (488 amino acids)
Biological process (GO): signal transduction; regulation of membrane potential; chemical synaptic transmission
Cellular component (GO): neuron projection; membrane; synapse
Molecular function (GO): extracellular ligand-gated monoatomic ion channel activity; neurotransmitter receptor activity; GABA-A receptor activity
Source: RefSeq, a predicted model, not a curated record